UUUCUUUUUUCUCUAGUUUCUUGCUAUGAUUUUUUUUUUUUUGAGAAAGUUAAGAAAAAAUGUCUUCACCAUUAUUAAUUUCUAAUGGAUCUGCCGUAAAAGGUGGCCGGAUUCUGAUCGUCGGAGCGACGGGAUUCAUCGGACAAUUUAUAACACAAGCAAGUCUUGAUGCUAAUAGAAGAACAUAUAUUCUUGUUAUAUCAUUUCCAAAUAAUUUUCAUCCUAAGAUCAAAAUUAUCAAAGAAUUUGAAGAUAAAGGGGCCAUAAUAUUGCACGGUGUUAUAAAUGAUCAAAAAUUCAUGGAGGAGAUACUAAGGAAGCAUGAGAUUGAUAUUGUAAUAUCAGUUGUUGGUGGUGAAAGUAUAGUUGAUCAACUUGUUCUUGUUCAAGCCAUAAAAGUUGUUGGAACUAUCAAGAGAUUUUUGCCAUCAGAUUUUGGACAUGAAGUGGACAGAUCAAAUCCAGUGGAGUUAGGGCUAAAUAUGUAUAAACAAAAGAGAAAAAUUAGAAGAUUUAUAGAGGAAAUGAAAAUACCUUAUACUUAUAUUUGUUGCAAUUCAAUUGCUUCUUGGCCAUAUUAUGACAAUAAACAUCCUUCUCAUGUUCUUCCUCCUCUUGAUCAUUUCCAAAUUUAUGGUGAUGGCAAUCUCAAAGAUAAAAUAAUCCCUAGAAGUGUAGUUGCAUCAUGAAAUUUUUAUAAAGGACUGUCAAAUUGGAUUUUCAAUUGAUGGCAAAAAAGACCUUGAAGUUUGUGAUUUGUACCCAAAUGAGUCCUUUUGCACUAUGGAUGAGUCUUUCAAUGAUUUUUUUAAAAAGAUGGAUCGAGAAAGACUCAUGAAUAUUUGCCCUUGUUUUGAUGUAAUAUUUGUCAUUUUCCUUUGUAUUGAUGAAAAAAAAAGAAGGAAAAAGGACAAAUAUAUAACCCGAACAAUUGUAAAUGACAUGCAGAUACCCUCCGUCUUACUUUUGGUAUAUUGAUGUCCUACUGUCCAAAAACUAAAGCAUAUAUACCCUUUCUAUUGACAGACAUACACGUGUCGACAUUUAUCAAAUAUCAGAUCGACGGAUAAAAUUGUAUCACGUAUCCCUAUUUUGUCUUCCGUUAGAUUGAAGGGCAUAUAUUUCCAAUUUUUGAACGGUGGGGACACCAAUA
This is a messenger RNA of Solanum pennellii, 1153 nucleotides long. RefSeq names its product leucoanthocyanidin reductase-like. The record is from RefSeq and is a predicted model, not a curated record. The transcript is spliced from 4 exons. The coding region runs from base 60 to 689 and encodes 209 amino acids. Lineage: Eukaryota; Viridiplantae; Streptophyta; Magnoliopsida; Solanales; Solanaceae.